Sphaeroforma arctica JP610 is the source of this 209-nucleotide messenger RNA. RefSeq lists its product as hypothetical. The transcript has a single exon. The annotation marks the transcript as partial. The record is from RefSeq and is a predicted model, not a curated record. NCBI's taxonomy places the organism in Eukaryota, Ichthyosporea, Ichthyophonida.
AUGGUGGCAGAUAUUGCGCCUCUGCUGGGCCUGGAACCCCCUGAGUUGGAGUAUUUAAGUGCUAAUGAGUCAGUGUACACCAAAGUUCAGCAGUACAUGCAGAACGUCGCGAAUGAUGUGUACAGAAGCUCAGAACAGCAUCAGGUGGCAAAUGCGCACCAUACUGCCACGGUUACAAAUUUGGGUACGUUUAUGUGCAUGAGCAAGAG